AUGAGGGCCUGGCUACGCCCCGCGCAUGCGCAAAACGCCGCGCCCACCCGCCUCGCGCCGUAGAAGUGUUUCCGGCGCGGGGCCUGUGACGUCUGCGAUCGGCGCCGGGCUGUCCGGCGGGCGGGCGGUGGGAGAUGGCGGAGUAUCUGGCCUCCAUCUUCGGCACCGAGAAGGACAAGGUGCGGAGGAUUUCCCCGACUGCUGCAUCCUGAUCCUCAGGCUUCUGCCUGCAGCCUUCCACCCGUCGGGAACGCCUCUAGUUUCUCUGGUUGUUGGAAGCGUACUUAGAAAACACUCCUAACGAAAAUUUGGUCACCACCGUCGGCCUGACCAAAGCAACGCGUUUUUCCACUCGUAAAAAUGAAAGGGGGCAUCGAUGUGCUGCUGGACUAAAUUACUCUUGCCAGCCCCUGGCCAUGAGGCUUCUGAUUUCCUUCUGCUUUAUAGUGCAACAUGCCAGUUCCAAUCCACUCGUCUGUCAGAAAAAGCAGUGCCGACAGCCACUCUUGAGCUCUGCUACUGUAGCAUCCUUUCUGAUAUGCAUUGCAGUUUAACAGUAUUAGUAUGUGCCAGUAUGGCAGGCAUGAAAUUCCUGUUACAGGUCUUAUUUCCUAUUCAAAAACCAAGCAGAACUCUUCAGAAAGUCUUGAAGUUGGAGGCAUAUUGGACAUCUUAUAGUUAGGUACUUUUUUGUUUCAGGUUAGAGUUCAGAAAAGACAAGUCAACUGUUCAUUUUAUUUCAAAAUUGGAGCUUGUCGUCAUGGAGACAGAUGUUCUCGUUUGCACAACAAACCAACAUUUAGCCAGGAAGCGAUGCUGUUGUAAGCUUGCCUGUAGUAGAGACCAACCAGUGCUAACUUUCAGACAACUUGAUUUUAAGAAGAACGAUACAAAUACCAUCUUGAUUCAAAACAUCUAUCGUAACCCCCAAAACAGUGCACAGACGGCUGACGGCUCACACUGUGCUGUGAGUGAUGUUGAGAUGCAGGAACAUUACGAUGAAUUCUUUGAGGAGGUCUUCACAGAAAUGGAAGAAAAAUACGGUGAAGUUGAAGAGAUGAACGUUUGUGAUAACCUUGGAGAUCAUCUAGUAGGAAACGUAUAUGUAAAGUUUCGCCGUGAAGAAGAUGCAGAAAAGGCUGUGAUUGACCUGAACAAUCGUUGGUUUAAUGGACAGCCCAUUCAUGCUGAGCUUUCACCUGUGACUGACUUCAGAGAGGCCUGUUGCCGUCAAUAUGAAAUGGGCGAGUGUACACGAGGAGGCUUCUGCAACUUUAUGCAUUUGAAGCCCAUUUCUCGAGAGUUAAGGCGCGAGUUGUAUGGGCGGCGGCGUAAAAAGCAUAGAUCCAGGUCGAGAUCUCGUGAACGUCGGUCUAGAUCCAGAGAUCGUGGUCGUGGAGGUGGUGGUGGUGGAGGAGGAGGACGCGAACGUGAUAGGAGGCGGUCAAGAGAUCGUGAAAGAUCUGGUCGAUUCUGAGCCAUGCCAUUUUUACUGUAUGUCUGCUAGAAAGUGUUGUAGUUUGACCAAACAAGUUCAUAAUGAGAUUUUUUUUAAAAGAUGGGCUUCUGAAUAAAAAAUUUGUAGUGAUACAGUA
Messenger RNA from Neopsephotus bourkii (Bourke's parrot), 1595 nucleotides. RefSeq names its product U2 small nuclear RNA auxiliary factor 1 (gene U2AF1). Lineage: Eukaryota; Metazoa; Chordata; Aves; Psittaciformes; Psittacidae. Gene Ontology annotation, molecular function: pre-mRNA 3'-splice site binding; metal ion binding. The record is from RefSeq and is a predicted model, not a curated record. Gene Ontology annotation, cellular component: spliceosomal complex; U2AF complex. The transcript is spliced from 11 exons. Gene Ontology annotation, biological process: mRNA splicing, via spliceosome. Bases 761 to 1477 code for a protein of 238 amino acids.